ACAAGGAGAGACAGAAAGAGAGAGGGAGAGAGCCCUUUCUGUUCUUUUCACCUCCAAGAAACAGCGACCCAGUAGCCGCGGGAGCGCCAUGACCUUCGUCGACGGCGGCAAUGGCGCGGCGGCGGUGACCGGGCGCGGGAAGACGGUGUGCGUGACCGGCGCCGGCGGGUACAUCGGGUCGUGGAUCGUCAAGCUCCUCCUAGAGCGGGGCUACACCGUCAGAGGCACCGUGCGUAACCCUGACGACGCGAAGAACGCGCACCUGAGGGCGCUCCCCGGCGCGACGGAGAGGCUGGCGCUGUGCGGGGCCGACCUGCUCGACAGCGCCGCGCUGAGGGCGGCCAUCGCCGGCUGCCACGGCGUGUUCCACACCGCGUCGCCGGUGACCGACGAUCCGGAGGAGAUGGUGGAGCCGGCGGUGAGGGGGACGCGCUACGUCAUCGACGCGGCGGCGGAGGCCGGCACGGUCCGCCGUGUCGUGAUGACGUCGUCGAUCGGCGCGGUCGCUAUGGACCCCAACCGCGCGCCGGACGCCGUCGUCGACGAGUCGUGCUGGAGCGACCUCGAGUUCUGCAAGAACACCAAGAACUGGUACUGCUACGGGAAGACGGUGGCGGAGCAGGCGGCGUGGGAGGCGGCGGCCGCGCGCGGGGUGGACCUGGUGGUAGUGAACCCGGUGCUGGUGCAGGGCCCGGCGCUGCAGCCGGCGGUGAACGCGAGCCUGAUGCACGUGCUCAAGUACCUCAACGGGUCCGUCAAGACGUACGCCAACGCCGUGCAGGCGUACGUCCACGUCCGCGACACCGCCGACGCGCACGUCCGCGUCUUCGAGGCGCCCGCGGCCGCCGGCCGCUACCUGUGCUCCGACGCCGUGCUCCACCGCGAGGACGUCGUCAGGAUCCUCCACAAGUUCUUCCCGGAGUUCCCCGUCCCCGAGAGGUGCUCUGAUGAGGUGAACCCGAGGAAGCAGCCUUACAAGAUAUCCAACCAGCGGCUCAGGGAGCUAGGCCUGGAGUUCACGCCAGCGGCGCAGGCCCUCUACGAGACCGUCGUGUGCUUCCGGGAGAAGGGCAUCCUCCUCCCUGUCCCCGCCCCAUCGUCCCCGCAGCCUUGGGCUAUACAUGAGAGCUAG
This is a messenger RNA of Phragmites australis (common reed), 1132 nucleotides long. RefSeq names its product cinnamoyl-CoA reductase 1-like. The record is from RefSeq and is a predicted model, not a curated record. NCBI's taxonomy places the organism in Eukaryota, Viridiplantae, Streptophyta, Magnoliopsida, Poales, Poaceae. The transcript has 5 exons. Gene Ontology annotation, molecular function: oxidoreductase activity, acting on the CH-OH group of donors, NAD or NADP as acceptor. The coding region runs from base 89 to 1132 and encodes 347 amino acids.